GGCGUUAGCGCCGGGAGGCGCUGGCGGCGGUGGCGGCGGAGUGGAGCGGAGCGCAGGGGAGGGGACGGGCGGCCGGCCGCGCGGAGGGAGUGAGUCACCUGACCGCCGCUUGCCGCCUGCAGUCGGGCCGCGCCGCGCCUCGGCUCCGGUCGGUGACAGUUAGAAGCAUGCUUCCCUCUGCUCUCCCUGACCCCGUUUGCCACCCAGGAUGUCUGUGAGUGAGAGCGCAGUGUUUGCCUACGAGUCCUCCGUGCACAGCACCAACGUCUUGCUCAGCCUCAAUGACCAGCGGAAGAAGGAUGUGCUGUGCGACGUCACUGUCGUGGUGCAGGGCCAGCGGUUCCGAGCCCACCGCUCGGUGCUGGCUGCGUGCAGCAGCUACUUCCACUCGAGAAUCGUAGGCCAGACUGAUGCCGAGCUCACCAUCACACUGCCGGAAGAGGUGACAGUUAAAGGAUUUGAGCCUUUAAUUCAGUUUGCCUACACUGCCAAACUCAUUUUAAGUAAAGACAAUGUUGACGAAGUGUGCAAGUGUGUGGAGUUUUUAAUCGUGCACAAUAUCGAGGAGUCCUGUUUUCAGUUCCUCAAGUUUAAGUUUCUGGACUCCACUGCAGAGCAGCAGGAAUGUGCCAGAAAACAAUGCUUCUCCUCACACUGCCAGAAAGCCGACUUUAACGUUUCGCUCUCCGACCAGAAAGACCUAGAAAUCGACGACGCGGAGGAGUUCUUGGGAAAGAAAAGUGUUCAGGCUCCUCGGUGUGACCCCCAGAAGUGUCAGCGCGAUGUGAAAGCGUCGCCCUCUCUCCAAGACAGUGCCAGCCAGACGUGCCAGUCCUUGUGCUCGGAGAAGGAUGGCACCCUGGCGUUGCCCUCCUUGUGCCCCAAAUACAGGAAAUUCCAGAAAGCAUUUGGAACUGACAAGAUCCGCACUCUAGAAUCCGGCCUCAAGGAUGUCCAUGCUGCUUUUGUCCAACCAAAUGAGGCAUCUGACCUGGAGUGCUUAGGGGGCGCACAAGGCUGUGCAGACUUACAGGUGGUCUUACGAUGUGAAGAAACGAAGCCAGCCAUGGAGAGCGAGGAGACAAAGCACAGAGACCCCGCUUCUCGGCGCCCUGCAGCGCAGACGGAAGUGGCUCCUUUCCCCCACAAUUCCGCGGACCCUCACGGGCUCUAUUCCCUGCCAGUCUUACACACAUACGACCAGCCUGGUGACUUGGGCGUUGCUGGGGUGCAGAGUAAGACAGUGAAGACAGAAAAGCCUUUGUCAGGCGCAGAUGCCCAGGAGGAGAAGCCGUUCGGUGAAAAUCCGGAUUUAUACCUGAAGUCUGACGCGGGCCCCAAAGAAGACAGCAGCAGCCUUGCAUCGGGCGAUCGGAGUAGUGUGGAGAGGGAGGUGGCAGAGCAUCUGGCCAAAGGCUUCUGGAGUGACAUUUGCAGCACGGACUCUACUUGCCAAAUGCAGUUGUCACCUGCUGCAGCCAAAGAGGGCUCAGAGCAGGGCUACCCGCAAAGGCGCUCUGAGUGCCCCUGGUUGGGCAUCAGGAUCAGCGAGAGCCCGGAGCCAGGCCAGCGGACUUUCACAACUCUCAGCUCCGUCAACUGCCCGUUCAUCAGUACUCUGAGUUCCGAAGGCUGCUCCAGCAACUUGGAAAUCGGAAACUACGAUUACGUGACAGAGCCUCAGCAGGAGCCUUGUCCGUACGCUUGCGUGAUUAGCCUGGGUGAUGACUCCGAGACGGACACAGAAGGUGACAGUGAGUCCUGUUCGGCCAGGGAGCAGGAAUGUGAGGUAAAACUGCCAUUUAACGCUCAACGAAUAAUCUCGCUCUCAAGGAAUGAUUUCCAGUCCUUGCUGAAGAUGCACAAACUGACCCCAGAGCAGCUGGACUGUAUCCACGACAUCCGCAGGAGGAGUAAGAACAGGAUUGCUGCGCAGCGCUGUCGCAAGAGGAAACUUGACUGCAUUCAGAACCUUGAGUCAGAAAUCGAGAAGCUGCAAAGUGAAAAGGAGAACUUGCUGAAGGAGCGAGAUCACAUUUUGUCCACGCUGGGUGAAACGAAGCAGAACCUCACGGGGCUUUGCCAGCAAGUGUGCAAGGAAGCCGCCCUGAGUCAGGAGCAGAUUCAGAUCCUCGCCAAGUACUCGGCCUCAGACUGCCCGCUUUCUUUCUUGGUUUCUGAGAAAGGAAAAAGUAUUCCUGAUGGUGAACUUGCUUUUCCUUCAGUCUUCAGUGUGUCCGAUGUGCCUCCGGCUGUGCCAGCCCCCUGUGGGCCCGGGAGCAGCAAGGCAGGCCAGAAACCAGUUCAAGUGUCCCAGACAGCCUCACCAACCACCACAGCUGCCCUGGAGCAGGCCACGCUCUUGGAACCCUGUCGGCAGAGUGGCGGGAUCUCAGACUUCUGUCAGCAGAUGACAGACAAGUGCACUACUGAUGAGUAAACCGCACGAGCCCCCUUCAGCCCGUGGAUUUCCUCCUGAAGUUUUGGCAUUGUCCCGAGAGCCGCAUGUGGCCGUGUCUACUCGUUUAGUAGCCCCUUCUUCCCCCGGUAGCUUUCUAUUGAGGGGAUUUCUCUUUUAGGAACCCCGAGUUCUUGAUUUUCACAGGAGACAUGACAUGAUUUACCUCUUGGAUGCUGAAAAAUCACAUGUGAAAAUACAGAGUAAUAAUCUCCCAGUAUUCAAAAUAACUCUGGCAGUGGAAACUGCAGUAUCCGUUUCAACAGCUCGAAGCGUCUGCCCUCGGCCCUCCGGGCCUGUGGAAGCUCGAUAAUCUACCUUUUGGCAGUAUACUGAUUAAAGAGAAAAAUUCUACCCAAGCAGUGUGGUGGUGAUCUACCCAGAAGGGGGCUAUCAGCACUGAGAGUUUGUGUAGGGCUGUUACACGUGGAAAAGAAAUCAUCUUUGAACUCUAACACUCCACUGCAGCUCCUACCGAAGUCCAGUGUGGGCUGGACCCAGUGACCCCGAGGCUGCCCUGGCAGGGUGUAGUGAAGGGCCACGUCUGGCCAGAGCUAAGAGGCCUCCUCUCCUCAGUCUUGACGAGAAUGCCAUUUUUCCUGCUCUCUCCUUUGUUCCCCUCUGCAGCCUCUGCCAUGUCUAGGCCAGUUAGGAACUUUCUGUCCCCUUCUUGCUCUUGGAGGUAGCAAUGGGAGGUAGGUUGAAUGGCCCGAGUGUGCACACGCUGGCCGGAACUGCAGUUGUCACAGAUCUGGAGAGCUUCACCCCUGUGAGAGGCUGUCGAUUGUCUAGCUGCAGGUCACCGAUGCCCAAGAGGGCAGUGGGGUCAGGUGAGGGGAAUGUCCACAUUGACCAGAAGGGCAGCUCACUGGCGUCCUAAUGAAGAGUGUGCUCCGUAGCCUGCCUGUUGUAGCAAACGUGGCUCCCCAGCUCUGCUGGGAUUUGAAACCAUAAAAUGGCAGUCUCUCCCCCUUUGGUAUGGUGUGAAGGCACACGCAUCACUUUGACUUGGACAUUGAGAAGUCAGCCUUGUGCUUAUUAAUGUUGGUAGAAAAUGAAUUCUUAAUAAUCUGAGCAUCUACCCCAUGACAUUUUUUUCAGUGAUUCUUAACCAUUCUGGAAUCUCACAAUGCAGACCUCUGCAGUGGAGAGAAAGCCCUGUAUUCAAGGAAUGUGAACACACUGCCAGAGAGUUGGCAACACGCUGAGGACAGCUGACACCAGAUGUGGGUUAUCCCAGUCCUGAUCUCCUGAGGCAGGGCCACCAUCAAAACAGGGUCGUCAACAUCUUCUGAGAGCUUUAAGCUGUGUGUCAGGUACAUAGGAACUUCACUAAGACUGGGGCAGGGUCUGAGGGCGCCUUCGUCAAGCUAUCGAAGCAGUCUGUAGACUGUUUGACAGUGGGAAAACUGGGGUGGGAGGCACCUCUGGUCUCACACACCCCCGAUAAGGGAGCCCCUCAGUGCUCGCAGAAGCAUCGGCAGAGGCAUGGGCAGAGCCCUGUGUAAAGGAAUGAAGAACAGUCCAUGGGGCGUCGUCUCUCCAAGUCAGAUAUCCGAAAGAGACACUCAUCUCCACUGCAUGGAGAUCCUAGAGAGAGAGGGUGGGGCAGGAGGAGGGAGAGAGAGAGAGAGAGGGAGAGCGUGCCAGAGAGCCACCCUGAGUGUGGUAUCGAGUCAGUAGCAAGCUGAUGUUUGCUAUGAGAAGAAAUGGGGACCAGAAUCAAUAUUUCACAAUAGUAGGUUGUCAGAUGAUGCCCCUUUUCCCCCCGGGGUGCAGGGAGGGAGGGAGGAUAGUGUGUUUUUAGUCUUUGGAAGACAAAAUUAAAUUGUAAUUAUUUUCGAGAAACUUGGAAGAGUCCACUCAGUUCAUCUGGGAGAGAAUGCCCACUGUGACCUUGCACCCCAUGUUACGAAAGAGCUGUGUAUAUAUAUGUAUAUGUCCCCACGCAGCUAUCUGAUACUUGUAAUUUCAGAUUUCAACUUAACAUAAAAUAAUAUGAAAACGUCUCUGGUUUACAAAGUGUGAAAUCUUUAACAAGCCAAUGGAACCCUCGAUCUCCUACCUCACUGUACACUCAGCUGUCAGUCAUCAGUUUUUGUGUGUACAUAUGUCAGAUUUUUUUUUUUUUUUUUUUUUUUUUUGCUUUAAAUGUAACUGUAAAUAUUUGCUUUUGGAAAGCUACUUACCAUUUUAUGAUAAAAUGCAGUUCUCUCCUCAAUGUAAAGAUUUUUUUUUUUUUUUUUUUUUAAAGACACUUGGUUUAGUCUCCCUACCUGUGAACAGUUUAGCAUUAAGGGUUAAUUUUCAUGGUGUUUGGUAAUUGGCCAAGUGUAAUGUUCCUUAAAAUUUAGCAUUACUUUUAACAGCCAGCAUAUAAUACAAGUAACUACACUACCUCAUAACUAUGUGAUUUUCAAGUUGUAGUAGAUGGACAGGAAAGAUUUUACCUUUUGUCUUUUGGCCAUAAGAUGGGUAAGUUUUCUGUAUAUUGCAUAGCAUUACACAUUUAUGCCUAUUUUAACAAGACAUUUUAAAGACUUUUUUUUUUUUCUAAGAAAAUUUGUUGCAAGACAAUAUUUCUUUUGGGGGGGUGCCGAAGACAAGUGAUAGGAUCAUGUGUGUACAUCGUAUGCCUUUUCCUUCAUGCAGAGUUUUGUCAAUGCUUUUAGUUUGUGUUUCGCAUAUUCACGAGAUCAUUACUCCUUGUUGUAUGAUCUGACCUUCUCAAUGCCUGGUGAUUUUUUUUUUUUUUAAGUUGUCAUAUCUGACUCAAUACAAUUAUGUCAUCUUAAAUAUUUGCCCCUUGUUUUGAAUGCUGUAGCUACAAAUACUUUGUUGAAUUGUUAUAUUCAGAAUAAAUAUGGAUAUAGCAUUGGUUGUCUCCCUGCAAGCUCUGUAUCGAUUUACUGUAGCUUCAUGCGUGGCCAGUUUUAAGUUAGGAAUGUAAUAUAUAUGAUGCAGGGGAUAGUGGGAACGGCAUGAGGGCACUCAGCCACAUUAACAGCUUGGAAAAAAAAGAAGCGAAUGGCGAUGUGACAGUGAAUUCUCAGGUGAACCUUUCAGUUAUGAAAACAUCUAUUUUGAAUUUGUAAGUAUUUUAACUGUUUUAUUAAGGCAUGUACUAAACUAUUCUUUGCCACCUGUUGGGUAGAUUGAAAAUUUAAAGCCAUAAUGGUAAAAGAUGGCAUACUGAUUGUAAAAUAAGCAAAUAAUAAUAUUGAUGUUUUGUAUCUUUCAUAAUAUAAUUUUUCUAACUGCAAUAAAACCACCGAACUUAUA
Phodopus roborovskii (desert hamster) is the source of this 5740-nucleotide messenger RNA. It is a transcript of the gene Bach1, whose product is annotated as BTB domain and CNC homolog 1. Gene Ontology annotation, molecular function: RNA polymerase II cis-regulatory region sequence-specific DNA binding; DNA-binding transcription factor activity, RNA polymerase II-specific; protein binding. NCBI's taxonomy places the organism in Eukaryota, Metazoa, Chordata, Mammalia, Rodentia, Cricetidae. The transcript is spliced from 5 exons. Gene Ontology annotation, biological process: regulation of transcription by RNA polymerase II. Bases 209 to 2440 code for a protein of 743 amino acids. The record is from RefSeq and is a predicted model, not a curated record.